Messenger RNA from Hippocampus comes (tiger tail seahorse), 6998 nucleotides. RefSeq names its product myosin-4-like. The coding region runs from base 335 to 6223 and encodes 1962 amino acids. The transcript has 38 exons. Gene Ontology annotation, cellular component: cytoplasm; myosin filament; myosin II complex. The record is from RefSeq and is a predicted model, not a curated record. Gene Ontology annotation, molecular function: ATP binding; actin filament binding; microfilament motor activity. Lineage: Eukaryota; Metazoa; Chordata; Actinopteri; Syngnathiformes; Syngnathidae.
GCUUUCACAGUGACGCCCCGAACGAUGGCUUAAUCCAUCGUGAGCCUCCCAAAUGAGGCCUGUAAGCCGGCGCCCUGGAGUGUUCAUUGCUUUUUAAUGCGGGGUGCAGAGGGUUAAAGUGCUUAAAAGGGACACACACCGGCUAAACUUAGAGAAAAAUCACAUAGUUGUGCUCCAAAAAUAGCAGGGGAAGGCUGACAAAGAGGUGAGGAUCCCGUAUAAAAGCGGCCCCGCGUGUGAUCCACCGGCGACUGUCGGCAGCGCGUGGUUAUCACCUUCACGACUUCUUAAAGACUUCGGCUGACAUCGGUCGCCAAGCAUCCCGAGAGAGAAGAUGAGCGACGCCGAGAUGCAAGUAUUUGGGGUGGCGGCCCCCUACUUGCGCAAAACUGAGCGGGAACGAAUCGCGGCCCAGAACGCGCCGUUCGAUGCCAAGGCGGCCGUCUUCGUGCCCGACCCCAAGCACGAGUACGCCAAGGGCAAGAUCAAGAGCCAAAACGGCGGCAGCGUCACCGUGGAGAUUGACGGCGGCAGGGUGGUGACAGUACACCCGGACGAUCUUUGGCCUAUGAACCCGCCAAAGUUCGACAAGAUCGAAGACAUGGCUCGUUUGACACACCUCCACGAGCCGGCGGUGCUUUUCAAUCUCAAGGAGCGAUACGCCGCCUGGAUGAUUUAUACGUAUUCUGGUCUUUUCUGCGUGACCGUCAAUCCCUACAAGUGGUUGCCCGUCUACAACCCCGAAGUGGUAGCAGCAUAUCGCGGCAGGAAGCGUCAGGAAGCCCCCCCACACAUCUUCUCCAUUUCGGACAAUGCUUACCAAUAUAUGUUGACAGAUCGAGAGAAUCAAUCCAUCCUCAUCACAGGCGAAUCCGGUGCGGGCAAGACGGUCAACACCAAACGAGUGAUCCAGUACUUUGCAACAAUUGCAUCAGUGGGAGACUCCAGCAAAAAGCAGCAACUUCCUGACAAAGUGCAGGGAACGCUAGAGGAUCAAAUCAUCCAAGCCAAUCCUCUGCUGGAAGCUUUUGGGAAUGCCAAGACCGUGAGGAAUGACAACUCUUCCCGAUUUGGGAAAUUUAUCCGCAUCCACUUUGGUACGAAGGGCAAGUUGGCUUCAGCUGAUAUCGAAACAUAUCUAUUGGAGAAAUCCCGGGUGACCUUCCAGCUGCCGGCAGAGAGGAGCUACCACAUUUUCUACCAGAUCAUCUCCAACAAGAAGCCUGAUCUCAUUAAGAUGCUGCUGAUCACGUCCAAUCCUUUCGACUAUCCCUUCAUUAGCCAAGGCGAGAUCUGCGUGCUGAGCAUCAAUGACGCAGACGAGCUAAUGGCCACGGAUAGUGCCAUUGACAUCCUGGGCUUCAACGCUGAGGAGAAGCUUGGCAUCUACAAGCUGACUGGAGCUGUGAUGCAUAACGGGAACAUGAAGUUCAAGCAGAAGCAGCGCGAGGAACAAGCUGAACCUGACGGCACUGAGGUGGCUGACAAAGUUGCCUACCUCAUGGGGUUGAACUCCGCUGACCUGCUCAAGGCUCUUUGCAAUCCCAGAGUGAAGGUCGGCAAUGAGUAUGUCACCAAAGGCCAGACGCCUCAACAGGUGAACAACGCUAUGGGCGCCCUGUCCAAAGCUGUGUAUGAGAAGCUCUUCCUGUGGAUGGUCACCAGGGUCAACCAGCAGCUUGAUACCAAACUCCCUAGGCAACAUUUUAUUGGCGUGUUGGAUAUCGCAGGAUUUGAAAUUUUUGAGAUGAACAGCCUGGAGCAGCUGUGCAUCAACUUCACCAACGAGAAGCUUCAGCAGUUCUUCAAUCACCACAUGUUUGUGCUGGAGCAAGAAGAGUACACCAAGGAAGGCAUCGAAUGGGAGUUCAUUGACUUUGGCCUGGAUCUGGCAGCCUGCAUUGAGCUCAUUGAGAAGCCCAUGGGCAUUUUCUCCAUUUUGGAGGAGGAGUGCAUGUUUCCAAAGGCCACAGACAUGUCCUUCAAGAGCAAACUUUACGACCAACACCAGAGCAAGAACAGCAUCUUCCAGAAGCCCAAACCUUCCAAAGGAAAGUCCGAGGCUCAUUUCUCACUGAUGCACUAUGCCGGCACGGUGGACUACAACCUCAGUGGCUGGCUGGAGAAGAACAAGGACCCGCUGAACGACACUGUGGUGCAAUUGUACCAAAAAUCAUCCGUUAAGCUGCUCUCUCAGCUCUUUGCAACAUACGCCUCAGCGGACGGUCAGUUCUCUGCCAGUGCAUCACAAAAACAUUCCAACCAAAACACUCUAAUUCAUCGUUUGUUUGUCAUCGUAGCUGAUGGAUGCAAGAAAAGCUCCAAGAAAAAGGCUUCAUCUUUCCAGACAGUCUCUGCACUUUUCAGGGAGAAUCUCAACAAGCUGAUGGCCAACCUCAGGUCCACACAUCCACACUUCGUCAGGUGCAUCAUCCCCAAUGAGACAAAGACUCCCGGGGCGAUGGACCAUCAUCUGGUUCUGCAUCAGCUUCGCUGUAACGGUGUACUGGAAGGAAUAAGGAUCUGUCGGAAGGGAUUUCCCAGUAGAAUCCUUUAUGGAGACUUCAGACAGAGGUACAGGAUUCUUAAUGCCAGCGCCAUCCCUGAGGGACAGUUCAUGGACAGUAAGAAGGCGUCCGAGAAACUGCUGUCUUCCAUUGACGUGGAUCACGCCCAGUACAGAUUUGGUCACACAAAGGUCUUCUUCAAAGUGGGCCUUCUCGGUCUUCUUGAAGAGAUGAGGGAUGAGCGCCUGGCGGUCUUGAUGACCCGCCUCCAGGCUGUGGCCAGAGGUUACGUCACCAGGCUGAUGCUCAAGGAGAUGGCAAAGAAAAGAGACUCCAUUUUCAUCGUCCAGUACAAUAUCCGCUCAUUCAUGAACGUGAAGAACUGGCCUUGGAUGAGGCUCUUUUUCAAGAUUAAACCUCUGCUGCGGUGCGCCGAGGCCGAGAAGGAGAUGCAGAGUGCAAGAGAGGAAGUUUCACGCCUCAAGGAGGACUUGGCUAGGUCUGAGGCUCGUAGGAAAGAGCUGGAGGAGAAAACUGUGGGGCUCGUCCAGGAAAAGAAUGACCUUCACCUUCAAAUCCAAGCAGAACGGGAGAACCUGUGUGAUGCUGAGGAGAGGUGCGAAGAUCUGAUCAAAAGCAAGAUUCAUCUGGAAGCUAAAGUCAAAGAAUUCUCAGAGAGGUUGGAAGAGGAAGAGGAGGUCAAUGCGGACAUUACAGCAAGGAGCCGAAAACUGGAGGAUGAAACUUCUCUGCUCAAACGGGACAUUGAUGAUCUGGAGCUGAUCAUUGCCAAAGUCGAGAGGGAGAAACAUGCGAUUGAAAAUAAGAUCAAGAACUUGAUGGAGGAGGUAACCAUGCUGGAAGAGAACCUGAUGAAGUCCUCCAAGGAGUAUAAAGCCCUGCAGGAGGUUCACGAACAGAUACGUCAAGACCUCCAGGCUGAGGAGGAUAAAGUCAACGUUCUGAUGAAGACAAAGAUUAGGUUGGAGCAACAGGUUGACAAUCUGGAGGGCUCACUGGAGCAGGAGAAGAAAGUGAGAGCUGACAUAGAGAGAUCCAGGAGAAAGCUGGAGGGCGACCUGAAGCUGAGUCAGGAGAAUGUCAUGGACUUGGAGAAUGAGAGGCAGCAGAUGGAGGAGAGACUCAACAAAAAGGAUUUGGUAAUCACAAAUCUGCAGAACAAAGUGGAGGAUGAGCAAGCCCUCGCCACUCAGCUGCAAAAGCAGAUAAAAGAGCUCCAGGCUCGCAUCGAGGAGCUGGAGGAAGAAACAGAAUCAGAACGCUCCACCAGGGCUAAAAUGGAGAAGCAGAGUUCGGAUCUUUGCAGGGAGCUGGAGGAGAUCAGCGAGAGGCUGGAGGAGGCCGGAGGAGCCACCACCGCUCAGGUGGAGAUGAACAAGAAGCGUGAAACUGAGUUCCAGAGGCUGCGGCGUGACCUGGAGGAGGCCACACUACAGCAUGAAGCUGUCACUGCGGCUCUGCGCAAGAAACAGGCGGAUACAGUCGCACAGCUCGGAGAACAGAUCGACAAUCUGCAGAGAAUCAAACAAAAGCUGGAGAAGGACAAAAGUGAACUGAAGAUGGAGGUUGAGGACAUGGCAAGCCACAUGGAGAUUGUUGUGAAAAGCAAGUCCAACAUGGAGAAAACCUGCCGCAACCUUGAAGAGCAAAGUAGCGAGUACAAGACCAAGGUGGAUGAAACCCAGAGAGCACUCAGCGACUAUGCCAUCACCAACGCACGAUUGCUGACAGAGAACGGUGAACUUUCUCGGCUAUUGGAAGAGAAGGAAACUGCGCUUAAUUUGAUGAACAGAAGCAAAGCAGCCUGCAGUCAACAGAUUCAAGAGCUCAAGAGACUUUUGGAUGAAGAAAUUAAGGAAAAAAAUGCCCUGGCACACAGUUGUCAGUCUUCCCGCCACGACUGCGAGCUUCUGAGGGAACAAUAUGAGGAGGAACAAGAAGCGAAAGCCGAACUGCAGCGCUACCUCUCCAAGGCCAACAGUGACAUGGCCCAUUGGAGAAGCAAAUACGAGACAGACGCCAUACAGCGCACCGAAGAACUGGAGGAAGCCAAGAAGAGACUGGUCCAGCGGCUGCAGGAAUCUGAGGAGUCGACAGAGAUGGCAAAUGCGAAAAGUGCAUCCCUGGAGAAGACCAAGCAGAGGCUGCAGGUUGAGGUGGAGGACCUGGUUGUGGAGCUGGAAAGGGCAAAUGCAGCCAAUGCUUCCUUGGAUAAGAAACAGAGAAACUUUGACAAGGUCCUGUCUGACUGGAAGCAGAAGUGUGAGGAGAGUCAGUCAGAUCUGGAAGUGUCUCAGAGAGAAUCCAGAGCACUGAGCACCGAACUCUUCAAACUAAAGAAUUCAUACGAAGAGGCUUUAGAGCACCUGGAGAGCAUGAAGAGAGAUAAUAAAAACCUUCAACAGGAGAUCUCAGACAUCAGCGAGAACAUUGGACAAUCGACAAAAAUAAUGCACCAGCUGGAGAAAGUUGCAAAGCAAGCUGAGCACGAGAAGAAAGACACUCAGACAGCACUCGAAGAGGUUGAGUCCUCUCUGGAACACGAGGAGACCAAAAUCCUUCACCUUCAAAUGGAGCUGAACCAGAUCAAGUCAGAGGUUGACAGAAAAAUGGUAGAGAAAGAUGAAGAGAUGGACCAGAUGAAGAGGAACCACCAGAGAACCGUGGACACCCUGCAGAGUGCCCUGGAAGCCGAGACACGCAGCCGCAACGACACCCUCCGGCUGAAGAAGAAGAUGGAAGGGGACAUAAACGAGAUGGAGAUUCAGCUCGGCCACGCGAACCGACAAGCUUCUGAGGCCACGAAGCAAAUGAGGAACUUGCAAACCCAGUUGAAGGACACGCAAGUCCACCUGGAUGAAGCUCUCCACAAUCAGGAGGACAUCAAGGACCAACUAGCCAUCGCAGAACGCCGUAAUGGCCUGAUGACAGCCGAGAUGGAGGAGGCGAUGGCGGCUUUGGAGCAGGCGGAGAGAAGUCGUAAACUGGCUGAGCAGGAAUUGAGGGAUAUUAGCGAGAGGACUCAGUUGCUACAGUCACAGAAUGCAGUUCUCCUGAACUCAAAAAGGAAGAUGGAGAGCGAGCUGGCUCAGCUGCAAUCAGAGAUGGAGGACACAGUCCAGGAAGCAAAGAACACUGAUGAGAAGGCCAAGAAAGCCUUCGCAGAUGCUGCCAUGAUGGCUGAGGACCUGAAGAAGGAGCAGGACACCAUCGCGUACUUGGAGAGGAUGAAAAAGAACCUGGAGGUGACAGUCAAGGACCUCCAGCAGCGUCUGGAUGAGGCUGAAAGUCUUGCCAUGAAAGGCGGGAAGAAAGCACUCCAGAAGAUGGAGAACCGGGUCCACGAGUUGGAAAAGGAAUUGGAGGCGGAGCAGAAACGUGGCGGCGAGGCCCUGAAAGGAGUCCGCAAAUAUGAGCGCAAGAUUAAAGAGCUGACAUUUCGGGCAGAUGAGGAGAAGAAGAACGCGGACAGACUUCAGGAUCUGGUUGACAAGCUGCAGCUGAAAGUCAAAGCAUACAAACGGCAGAGUGAGGAGGCGGAGGAACAAACCAGCGUCCAGCAGGCCAAGUUCCGAAAGGUGCAGCGCGACUUGGAGGUGGCUGAGGAACGAGCAGAUGUCGCCGAGUCGCAGUUGACUAAACUACGAGCAAAGAGCCGCGACAUUGUCGGGAAAGUGGAGGAAAAAGAUGCCUGAUGUGCUAACUUUAACCAAAUACAGGCCGAAACUGGCAAAACUGGCGUGUAAUGCCGUGGUAAAUUGACUUACUUGAGUUUUUCAAAUCACGAGACGCAUAUUGGUUGACUCUCUUUGCUUUGUUUUGCAAGCUAGAUUUUGAUUUGCAAGUGAGCUUCAGGUGCACUGCUGCAUGAGGGAGGUGACAAGAAAUGGAACAGUGAAGGUCCUGUAAUGCCACGCAUGUGGGCAAGAUGCAACAAACCCCAGUGCAGCUCUGCUUACCUUUUGACAUGCUCGUGUUACACACAGUGUAAAAUGGUGUGCAAGCGCUUAUUAUGUAAAUCAGUAGACUUCAUAAACAUUAGCAAAAUUAAGACAGGCUCGCUCACAGAUACAUUUCCAAAAAUGCUCUGAUAACUAAAGAUUUACUUGGUUGCUUAAUUUUCACACUUUCACGACUCCGGACACAACUACUGCACAUACAAAAGUCACCUUUAGAUAUUAUGUCCCCUGUAAGGCAUUCAGAUUGAAACUGUAUUCAUCUCAGUACACCGGCCAUGUCAGAAAAGUUAUCAGUCGCAAAAUUGUCAGCAGAUUAAAAUGUUCAUUUUUGAUGUGGGCAUCGUUUGCAGUGGUUGAUGGACUGCAUUGUAUUUGUUUCUGCAACGGUACAAACUACAACAGCAAACGUGUUCACCAUCCUUGUGCUCUCCACAUUGAAUAGACUCCACAAAGAUGGAGACAUUUUGCUGAUGUUUAUCUCCAAUAAAGACUUUUACAGUGUACCAAGACU